AUGGGCAACCUUAUUUCCCCUCUCUCCAUCAAAGACAUUAUUCAGUCAUUCUUCCGCAGCUGCGACGAGCCCGUCCUCUCAUUCCCGGUGCCAAUUUGCCUCGCCCCGGCGACGAGCUGGAUGCUCCCGUCACCGGCACCACUGCAGCUGCCGCCGGCGACGCCCCGACGCAUAAACAGCACCCCGUACGUAGACACCAGCACCACGGCGACCCACGCGUUAGUACGCAGGCGGCGAGACCAUGCUCUUGAGAAAAGUCUUGAGGCGGCCAUCGGAGGAGCCCUGGCUCGAGGUGCUCGAACGGCGGCGCGACAUGGCAUUCGUCAUGUCACAGGGCCCGGCCGAGGGGUGUCGCGUGACGCACACGCGGUUCGAAGGGUCUGGGAAGCGUUUACAAGUCAAUCUCACCUAUCCUUUGAUCGUAGUACUUUUCAACAGCAGGUCGCUCUUCAAUGA
Molecule: messenger RNA, 456 nt
Organism: Purpureocillium lilacinum
Lineage: Eukaryota; Fungi; Ascomycota; Sordariomycetes; Hypocreales; Ophiocordycipitaceae
Source: RefSeq, a predicted model, not a curated record